Molecule: messenger RNA, 3071 nt
Organism: Neodiprion virginianus
Lineage: Eukaryota; Metazoa; Arthropoda; Insecta; Hymenoptera; Diprionidae
Exons: 2
Coding region: 330-1685 (451 amino acids)
Source: RefSeq, a predicted model, not a curated record
UCGAGGUAUAACAUUCAACCGGACGGUUUCUCUUUGCGUUGAACCGAUACCGCAGUACAACAAAACCGUCCGAAAGAUGAUGAUACAAUUUAGUCACGCUUAUAAAGCCACCUUACAUCUGGUCGGAACGAAGUCCAAGUGUUUAUGUGAAUCUAUGAAUUCACAGAAAUAUAUGAUAAUCAAUUUUGAUGGGGAUUUCGCUUAAUUAUUCGUAAUCUGGAAAUGAGUGGAUUUAUAAAAUAAAUUUAUUCCAAUGAUCGUGAACAAAGAUGAAUUCUGCCAAGAGGCAUAGUGGCAAUGAAAAAAAUUAAAACGAUACCAGAUUAGAAAUGAUUGAGGAGGACCGAAGGGAGUGCGGCUUGUACUGUCCGGGAAGUUACACAAAGCCGGAAUUUCGUCCUCCGGAAGGUUUUAACAUCCCCAAGUACGUGGCGGAUAAUUUGAAGGUGCGCUCGUCGCUGCAGAGAAGCACGUCAGGACCUCGAGUCUUGUGUCCACCAAAAAUUCAGCACACUCAUCGUCCAAUGGAAAUGCCAACGUGCCGGGACAACUUCGCGAUAGCGAAAAAAUUCCACACCGAAAAUUUGGAGCACCAACCGCUCCCGGAUCGGGUCGACGACCGAGUCUUUGCCAACAUGAAUUUCGGCCGAGCGAGAUCCUGCGGCUCGUUGAACUCCUACAAGGCUCACAAAAAGUACCAGGAAGUGACCCCCAAGGUGUUCCAACGGCGACCGCGGAACCAGGGUCUCAACCAGUUACCCGGUCCUCUCCUCGGCUGCAAGAUACCCGAAACUAGAAUGGACCUUGCGAUUUGCUGGGACGCGCCGAUCGAUCCGAUCUACGAGCCUAGAAGGCCGGUUCACAUCGACGGAUCCGACGGCGGUCCGGCUCCUGGGAUCUUCACGCUGGUCCAGCACCCGGCCGAAAAUUUCAACCCGGAAAUCUACUCCCCAGAUUUCUCGCGGCCCAGGGCGGCGUCUGCUGAUCCUGGAAAAUUUGAACGCCUCGUCAAAGCGCCGCCUCAUCAUCCGGAAAAACGGUGCAGAACCGCGAUCUCCAAGGAUCAAGGAUCGCGAUGUGGCUCUCCACGACACUCGCCGUGCGUCGACGACGACUCCGUCGCCAGGAGCAGGAUCAGCGUCCUCACGAGAUAUAAAACGGAAGCCGAAGAAGAGGACGACGAGGGACGUGCCAGGAAGCUCCUGGAGGGAUCGAGCAAGUGCCACCUCUGCAAGGGGUUCGGUGACAUCCGACUAUCCGAGGCCGAACUUGACCUCGCGAAACGCUACACCAGCUCGCCUCAAGCUCCGAGACGUGACAAACGGAAGCACGCCGGUUACCUCCGAAACUGCUCCGCUUGCGAACAAAGGACCAAAGACGAAGAGAAGGAGCUGCACAGGCGACAACAGCGGCUACAGGCUCUGCAGCUUGCUGGACCCAGGAUGGGGCCCGGUGAUGAUCCCCAGAGGAACGGCCUUCCUACGAGCCUUAACGUGCCUAGACCUAGAACCCCCUUUGCCAGGAGGUCCUUUUGCAUCGACACUCUCACUCCACCCUUCAGCGUCGUCAAGGGAUGUCGAGACGCCGAUUAUCCCGAACAUUGGCGCCUCACCACCGUCUAUCAGCAAUCUUACAGGCUACCUCGAAAUCACAAAACCACCCUUCCAUGUCGGAUGAAAAGAUAAUGCGGCAUCGUUGCUCGUAUCAGGUUUCUGUUUUUUCGUACUCGUCAUAAGCGAUGACGAUUCGUUAUAAUACUGGCAGAAUAGGGUAUAGUAAAUCAGAAUCUCGGUUUCUAACGUACCAAGAAAUAUCGUAAGUAUAUAUUCCAUAUGUAAUCGAGGAAAGCGAUGGGAUGCAGAGGUAAUUAAAAUAAUUCACCUUUUUCAACAGACAACGAUGCCAAGAAACGAAUAUCAUGAUAUCGUAAAAAUCAGUGCUUUUAAAACUUACCGCUUAACGCCAGACGAUAGGCAACUAAAGCUACAUGUUUAACAUGUAGUGAUACAAAAAGUACCCUUAGUUGCCUAUCUGCUGGCGUUUGUGUUACUGCAUCUUCAAAAUUAGCGUCCUUCGGUUGCCUAUCUGCUGGCGUUGAUCGGCGAAUUUCACUGAAAACUCCAGGUAUGCUGCUCCUAAAUCUUGGCACUACAAAAAGGCGUACCAAUUUGAAUAAAUGUGAUAGGACGGUAAAAAAUUUUGACAGAUCGGAAAAAGGAGAGGAAGAAUGCACUCGAGAGGGGAGGUAGUAUCAUGUUUUAUCAUUCUCUAUCCGCACAGAGUUAGAACGCUGAUUAUCGUUAUUAAAAACAUCCGCGGGUAUGUUUCCCUCAAGACGAUACAGGUCGCCUAAAAAUACAGUCUUCUCCAAUCUUUCCAGAACUAAUUUCUGCAGAAUAUUCAUAAGGUUUGGAAACGGUUCGAUGACUUGCUGAAAAUCUUCGCGGGAUAAAACGUAAAGCUCGCAUAUCUCGACCGCCACAACGCUCGCCAGCCGCUGAUCGUUCUCCAUUAUCAAGGCUAUUUCACCAAAGUGCGCUCCAUCCCUCAGGUGGCAGACCUAGCAAGUAACAGUUGAAGUGAAUUAAAAAUUUUCUACAGAUGUAAAAAUUACUCACCUCUUUUCCUAAACUUGUGUAUAUGGCAACCGUUCCGGAAGCGAUAAAAUACAUCGUGUCCCCGGUUGUCCCUGCCUUGAAUAUUAUGUCAUUUGUAAGGAAGACUUCAGUGUGCAGAGACAUUGCGAUACGCGAUACGACGGCUUCUGGUAAGCACUUAAAUAAUGUUACUUUUUCAACCAACUUCCGAGAAUUAUGCAGCGUUAGCUCCUACAAAGAUAAAAUCAGCAUCUUUUGAGUGAUUGUCGCUUGAAACAUCAAUUUUGAUCAUUUUUUCUUCAAUAAGAAUGGAGAAAUACGGAAGCAGUAGUCAUUUAAAAAAUUUGUCCUCAAAAAAAAAUCUCGUAUACCUCUUUUAAAUGCGCUGAUAAUUGAUUCAUGAUACUUUUUUCCAAAUCAAUAGAUCUCUGUGUACAAUAUUCGUAGUAGGUGGUGAGACGGUAUUGAAUUUCA